This is a messenger RNA of Angiostrongylus costaricensis, 1070 nucleotides long. Lineage: Eukaryota; Metazoa; Nematoda; Chromadorea; Rhabditida; Metastrongylidae. The record is from the annotation of a GenBank genome assembly.
GUAUUAUAAUCCGGCUCGUGGUCGAUGCGAACUGUUCUACUGGUCGGGAUGUUGUGGGAAUGGCAACAAUUUCCAGACCUUCCAAAGCUGCCAGUCGAACUGCGAAGCUGAACAAACUCUGCGAGAAGUUCGUCUACUUUGGUGCAGGCGGAAAUCGUAAUAACUUCCAAACAUUGGAAGAGUGUCAGACACAAUGUCCAGAAUCAGCAAAUCCAUGUGCGGUUGCAGUUGCUACUCCACUAGGUCAGUGCACUGCAGGCGUCAGAAAUUGUGGUGCAGGUAAUUUCUGUCAUGUUGGAGCCUCACCUCAAACAACCAUUUGUUGUCCCAAACCAGUGAAUGCCUGCAAAAUCGGCACUCCAUACCGCUCUCAAGGAGUGGUCGUACACUGUUCCUCUUCAAACCCUACUGUAUGCCCUGCUGGUCAUUAUUGUCACAUCGGCGCUGGACCGCCCACGUCUGUUUGUUGCCAGUCGCUCGGGGGCGAUCCGUGUGCUGAGCCAUGGACAAAAGGAGAAGGCGAUGCAGCACUCACGCGCUUCUACUAUGACGCAGUUCAACGUAAAUGCUUUGCGUUCAACUAUUUCGGCACUAAAGGCAACCAGAACAAUUUUUUGACGAAGGAACAGUGUGAGGCAAGAUGUCCAGUAUGGAUCAAUCCAUGUUCCAUGGGACAGCCGAUUUUAACACCAAAUCAACGACCAUACUAUUGCCAUAUCGGCUUCGAUGAAUUGACGACAGCAUGUUGUCCGUCUCAAGGCGAUUCGUGCACUCUGGAAGUGAAAGAGGGUCGUGGAAGAAUGGAAGGUAACGAGAACAACUUUUUGCUACGAGAACACUGUGAAGCCACAUGUCCGGUGUGGGUGAACGUAUGCCCCAAAGGGGAACCGCACCUUCUUCACACAGGGAUGCCUCAACACUGCGAUCCACUGAACGAGGACUCGUGCCCAGAGUCACAUUGGUGUCACCCCGGUCCGGAUGCAUCAACGACGAUGUGCUGCCCGGGUCGGGUCGAUCCAUGUAUGAGUGCAAUGUCAGAGGGCGAAGGACCACUACAAUUGACGAGGUGA